This is a messenger RNA of Caenorhabditis briggsae, 1779 nucleotides long. RefSeq names its product Protein CBR-ACR-5 (gene Cbr-acr-5). Gene Ontology annotation, cellular component: membrane; synapse; neuron projection. Lineage: Eukaryota; Metazoa; Nematoda; Chromadorea; Rhabditida; Rhabditidae. The transcript has 13 exons. Gene Ontology annotation, molecular function: neurotransmitter receptor activity; extracellular ligand-gated monoatomic ion channel activity; transmembrane signaling receptor activity. Gene Ontology annotation, biological process: nervous system process; chemical synaptic transmission; signal transduction. Bases 1 to 1779 code for a protein of 592 amino acids. The record is from RefSeq and is a predicted model, not a curated record.
AUGCUCCCCUACAUAAUCCUAUCCAUUCUGGUCCGGUUAGCAGGAGCACAGAGUGGUGGCAAAGUGCUCGAGAAGUAUGGAAAGCAAGUGCAGCUAUCACCACCAACAACAUCAUCCUAUCAAGAGUGGUUCGACUCGAAUCGAGUGCAUAGUACUAGAAAUAACACAAACAUUGAGGAUUUCAAAACUCAGUUGAGGAGAAGUUUGGAAAAUACAACUGCUGCAUAUAACUCGACGUUCAUGCAGCAGUUAGUAGAGGAGCGGCAAAGGUAUCUGGAGAAAUUAAAUGAAGGUCAAUUUAUAAACGACCAGCGGCGGUUGGUAGAGGAGCUAUUGGAUCCAAAUUUCUACGAGAAAACCGUACACCCGCGAAAAGACUAUACCCAGCCGACGAGAAUCAAUUUAAGCAUGAGUUUGUAUCAGAUUUUGGAUGUGGACGAACAUAUGCAGAGCAUUGAGGUGAAUGUUUGGAUGGUCCAACAUUGGUACGAUGAGUUCCUAGAUUGGAAUCCAGUGGAUUACGGUAUGAUUAACCGGACCAUAGUGCCGUAUAACCAGAUUUGGAUUCCGGAUACUUAUUUGUACAAUAGCGAAGAGUUGGAACAAAAAAAGACGGAAUCUCUGAUGAAUGCUCAGCUGGAAACGGGGCAUUGGAGCCAGAAGAAAAAUGGCGCCAAAGUUCAGCUAAUGUUCCCAGCGAUUUACAAGUUAUCAUGUCGAAUGGACGUUAGAUGGUUCCCAUAUGAUAGGCAGAAUUGCACAUUUAUCAUUUCUAGUUGGACGCAUGAUAAGCAAACAAUAGACUAUUGGCCGCUAAGCUCUCAAGUGAAUCUUGGCAAUAUGGCGCGAAACGACGAAUGGGAAGUGAUAAGUUUCGAAUUCGUACGAGUCGAGGAAUCAUUCAAAUGUUGUGCUGCUCCAUGGGUCAUGUUAUAUGCUCAUUUGGUGAUAAGAAGGAAGCCACUGUAUUAUAUGAUCAAUUUGGUGAUUCCUACAAGUAUUAUCACUAUUGUCGCGGUCACUGGAUUCUUCACACCUACUAGUUCAUCUAGUGAACGCGAUGAGAAGUUGUACCUCGGAAUCAACACCCUUCUCACAAUGUCGGUUAUGAUGCUGAUGGUUUGUAACCAAAUGCCAUCCACAAGCACCUAUGUGCCUUUAAUGAGUUGGUACUACAUUGGUAUCAUUAUGGUGAUAGUGGUUGGCACAUUUUUGGCGACUGGCGUUUUGGCGAUUCACGGACAGAAGCAUUAUAAUAAACCGAUUUCUGAUAGGGUACGGAAAUUGGUUUAUAAUCCGGUGGUCGAGUUUUUUAUAUUGAGCCCGCCAACGUCCCUAAUCGAUUUAUGGACCGAAUUCGGAGUGAUCUCCGAGCAGCGACACUCCACUCAUUUGGAUCCGUUACUAGUGCAAAUGGAUCCAGUAACGGCGCACGAUCCUCAACACUUCUUCGGAUCCAUCUCAUCACAAAUGUGUGAUCUGCAAUCGACGUAUAGUUAUACAGCUCGACUGGCGACAAUCACCCGACAGUACACACAACAUGCAAAAAUGAAAGCGCUCCGAAAGAAUCAAUAUCGAAUGAGUAUGGACACAAGUCAGGCGAGGAGUGUGAAGAAGCAAAAAAUGCAGAGGAGAUGCUCAUUAGAAUGGGAAUUCCUGGCCAAUGUACUGGAUCGCAUUCUGCUAACCGUCUUCUGCGGGUUUACAUUUGCAGUCUUCGUGAUUUUGGUUGGAUUCGACUCGUUUUUUACGGUUCACACUAAAUCUGCACACAAAUAG